CGGCCAGUCCGCUCUGGCGCUCCGACUCGAAUACACGGCGUAUGCGCACCCGACGCACGAUAACUAGGCCGCUCUCAUGUGAUACACCAUCUCUCAUAUCAUGGCAGAAGUGUGCUCAGUGACCACUCAUAUAUAACGGCCCGCGACCGACCACCCAAAUGUGAACGAAAAUCUGAAGUGCCGAAUUUAAUUUAGCCAAUUUUAUCUAUGUGGGCUACGUGAUAAGUGUCAAGUGUUAAUAACAUUGUUUCGAAUUUUGUCACAAUAUACGGAUAUCCACCGUUAGGUAGACGUUUCUUGGAAUUGUUGCGAAUUUGUUUUGGUGAAUGAGUCAGUUAACAGGCGUCGGGAUUGUUAACUUCGUCAACGUGCUGCCUACGAUUUCUGAAGGCGUGACAAUGAGAGAAAAAAGGGGCGGCGCAAUGAGCAAAAUGCAAAAGCUUAGAAAGCGCCUGUCCCUUAGCUUCGGUAGAUUAUCAACAAAAGACGAUCCAGACGGUGACGUCAGCGAGUGCCGCGGCCGGCAGCAGAACGGCGGCGGCCGCGGCAAGCUGCCGUACAACGGGUACUCCGAGGAGUGCCUGGAUCGGCUCGAACCCAACGGGAAUAUACCCCACGACAAGGAGCCGCAUUACGGUGAGGACCAUAAUAUAUUUAUGAGAUUAGAAUAAGAGCAAAAUAAUGAU
Molecule: messenger RNA, 686 nt
Organism: Ostrinia furnacalis (Asian corn borer)
Lineage: Eukaryota; Metazoa; Arthropoda; Insecta; Lepidoptera; Crambidae
Gene: Eip63E
Product: cyclin dependent kinase Eip63E
Exons: 3
Coding region: 327-671 (114 amino acids)
Source: RefSeq, a predicted model, not a curated record